This is a messenger RNA of Sabethes cyaneus, 2895 nucleotides long. RefSeq lists its product as uncharacterized. Lineage: Eukaryota; Metazoa; Arthropoda; Insecta; Diptera; Culicidae. The record is from RefSeq and is a predicted model, not a curated record. Bases 1 to 2895 code for a protein of 964 amino acids. The transcript has 2 exons. Gene Ontology annotation, molecular function: nucleic acid binding.
AUGACUGCAUUGGGUCGGGCAGAGGCCUUCGUGAAUUCCUUCGACGCAGAACGGGAUCAAGCUCAGGUAUCGAUCCGUCUGGAAUACCUGAACAGCAUGUGGGCGUCCCUGGAGGAGGUGCAGGGGCAGCUAGAAGACAGCGAGGAUACCGAAGAAGGUAGGCAAAUCAACGCAGACAUACGUGCCGAUUUUGAGCCUCGGCUGUUUCAAAUAAGAGCCGACUUGAUUUCCAAACUUCCUGUUUCAAGUCUACCAGCUCGCAUCCCUGAAAAUUCGUCUCACACUUCCGCUCUCUCUGGGUUGAAACUUCCGACCAUUUCUCUCCCUGAAUUCAAUGGAGACUACAUGCAGUGGCUAGGAUUUCAUGACACCUUCUUGGCAUUGUUCCACUCUAACGGGGACGUUCCUUCCAUCCAAAAAUUUCACUAUUUAAAGGCAGCUUUAAAAGGUGAGGCAUCGCAGCUGAUCGAAUCGAUAGCCAUCAGCUCCGCGAACUAUAACUUGGCUUGGCAAACACUCGUCGACCGAUACGCUAAUGAUUAUCUACUGAAGAAGCGACACUUGCAGGCUCUGUUCGAUAUCUCUUCGGUUCGGAAGGAAUCUGCCGCGUUUCUGCACGCUCUAGUCGAUGAAUUCCAGCGUCAUACUAAAACUUUGGGUCAACUAGGUGAGCCGACUGACUCCUGGAGCAGCAUCCUGGAGCAUCUUCUAUGCACUAAACUUCCUAGCGACACACUGAAAUCCUGGGAGGAUCAUGCAUCAACGAAUAAUCAACCGAACUACGACUGUUUGAUCGAAUUUCUACAGCGACGAAUGCGAGUCUUGGAGUCCGUCAUGGUUAACCAUCAUCAGCCACCAUCCGUUCCAUUUGUGUCCACGUCUACGUCCAAGAAGUCGUCGAACUUUCGCUUGUCAUCUUGCGCUUCCACAUCCAGGCCUGGAAGCAAAUGUCCUGCUUGUAACCAGGAACAUCCGCUAAUGAAAUGUGCAAAAUUCAGCCGAUAUUCUCCAACCGAACGGCAGCAAUUCGUGUCUGCUAAACGACUAUGCCACAACUGCUUGAAAAGCGAUCAUAUCGUUCGAAAUUGUCCUUCGAAUUACAAUUGCAAGCACUGUAAUAUGCGUCAUCACUCCAUGCUGCACUCCAGUGAAAAUUCUAGGUCAGCAAAUGAACCAACCGCCGUUCAUACGUCUAUGCCGACUCAAGUGGUUCAGCCCAUCGACAAUAAUGGAUCCCAAUCUUUCAUGGCAUCAGCGGAGAGUGUUCACAGAGUUGUUGCCAGUACUGCUGCGCCGCAGCCUCGAGAAUAUGUCUUUCUAUUAACUGCGUUGGUUAAGAUUAUUGAUGCUUACGGUCAGGACCAUACAGCUCGUGCUUUACUCGACAGUGGUUCCCAGCCUAAUCUCAUUACUGAUCGUUUGGCACGCAGUUUGCAUCUGAAGAGAAGUCCAGUGAACGUGACUAUCCAGGGAGCAGGCAAUCUCUCCAAGAGGGUGCGUGAAACAAUCUUCGCUCGCAUCAAGUCCCAGAAUGAUCAAUUUGAAUGCGGGAUCGAGUUUUUACUGAUGGAUACGGUUACUGCAGAUCUUCCUGCGCAGGACAUCUCCGUUCAUGAUUGGCAAAUUCCGCAGAAUUUAGUGUUAGAUCCCCUGUUCAACAAGAGCCAGCAGAUUGACAUGGUACUAGGCGCAAAACAUUUCCAUUCAUUCUUCCCUAGCACAGCUCGUCUCCGGAUGGCCGAUAAUCUUACGAUUCUGGUGGACAGCGUAUUUGGUUGGGUCGUCACAGGCUCAGCUACCACGACACACCCCGCUCAGCUGCAGUCCUCAAAUCCUAGUAUCGUUGCUGUUUCCAUGCUGACACUGGAGGAGAGUAUGGAACGAUUCUGGAAAACCGAGGAAUUAACCGUCAACAAUAACUACUUCAUCGAAGAGCGCUACUGUGAAGAUUUCUAUCAAUCUACGACAACACGAGACGAGUCGGGGCGCUACAUCGUUCGUCUGCCACGAAAGCCCGACUUUGAUGCUAUGUUAGGAGAAUCUAAAAACUGUGCACUUCGCUGUUUCUCUCAGCUUGAACGGCGACUCGACCGCGAUGAAACAUUGAAGAAGGAAUACCAUAAAUUCAUAAAGGAGUACCUCUCCCUUGGCCAUAUGCGACUGGUCGAGCCGGACGACGGAAAUCACUCCCACACGUUUUAUCUGCCCCACCACCCUGUCCUAAAGGAAGAUAAGGAAGGAAUCGUGUGGCAUUUGACUCCCCCUAAAGCACCAAACUUCGGGGGCCUGUGGGAGGCGGCGGUGAAGACCGCCAAGAGACAUUUGUUUCGGCAAUUGGGUAGUACACGCCUUAGUUUCGAGGACUACUAUACGAUUCUGCACCAAAUUGAAGCGGCCAUGAACUCACGUCCUCUGUUGCCGAUGUCCGAUGAUCCCAACAACCUUGCUGCAUUGACACCGGGGCACUUCCUUACCGGAUCAUCGCUUCAAGCCUUGCCCGACCCAGAUCUUCUACACACUCCAGUGAACGCCCUCGACCAUCUACAAAGACUGCAACAACACGUCCAGAAAUUUUGGUCACACUGGCGAUCAGAAUAUCUGCAGGAGCUGAUAAAGGAUACGAAACGUGCUGCUCGAAACGACGAGAUCCAACCAGGCCGCAUGGUAAUCCUGGUAGAUGAAAUGCUGCCAGCAAUCCGUUGGCCACUAGCCCGCAUCACACAAAUACACCCUGGAAGCGACAAUUUGACACGCGUGGUAACUUUGCGUACAGCAAAAGGAAUCAUAACAAGACCAAUCACGAAGAUCUGCCUGCUACCAGUUCCGGAAUCGACUCCCGAGGAUGAGCAACUGGAUGUUCCAGCCAUCAAUCACCAUCCUGAGCAACAAGAAUAA